Molecule: messenger RNA, 2349 nt
Organism: Sodiomyces alkalinus F11
Lineage: Eukaryota; Fungi; Ascomycota; Sordariomycetes; Glomerellales; Plectosphaerellaceae
Product: Sec34-like family protein
Exons: 5
Coding region: 1-2349 (782 amino acids)
Biological process (GO): intra-Golgi vesicle-mediated transport; Golgi organization; autophagy
Cellular component (GO): membrane; cis-Golgi network; COG complex
Source: RefSeq, a predicted model, not a curated record
AUGUACGAAGACUCCUGGUACAGCUUCGUGCCCGAAGUCACCAAGAAGUCCACGAGUAGUGGCCAAGGCACAGGUCACAGACGCAAGGAGUCCUUGUUGCAGCAACCAAACGUAAGCUCCAACGAGGCACCGCCAACACUCAGUAAGCUUGUCGAAGAGGAGGCGAGGCGCUCACCACCAGAGGCCACCGUUGCUCGAAGGGCCAAGUCGUAUUCCGAUUUCUAUCAUGUUGUCCGGAGCCAGCUCGCGAAAGAUUCGCAGAAGAAGAAGCAGAAGAAGCGGGAGGAAGAUCAACGGAAGAGGAGGAAGGACAGGAAGACACUGGAGGCUCUCAACCUAGCAGCCAAUGUCGACGAUGUUGUCUUUCCACCCAAACCCAUUCUGACCCAAUACGACGAUCGGUUGUUGGAGGCAAGCCAGCAAGACUACCUUCUAUACAAAGACCAAUUGGCCCUCACAGAACGUCACUUGGAUUCCUUAAUCGACGACACCAAUUCGGCCCUCGAGCUGCUCACCACCCUCUCCAAAUCCUUUCAAGCCGUCGAGGCUCAGACUUCCUCCUUCAAGUCACAAUGCGAAGACCUCCUUUCCGAGAAGCGGCGUCUGCAGAAGCUGGCGGGCGAUGUCGGCACGGACCUCCAUUUCUAUGCGUACCUCGACAACGUCACGAGGCGGCUCAAUGCGCCCGGCGCGAGCCGCUUGGUAGACGAUGACGACUUUGUCGAGGUGCUCAGCAACCUGGACUCCUGCAUCGCGUUUAUGGGUAGAAAUACCGCGUAUCGUGAUGCGGAAUCGUACCUCGCGCGAUACGAAGCAUUGCUCACCAAAGCCCUGCACCUACUCGAAGUCGGCUUUACGAACCGACUAGAUCGCAUUUCCGCCGAAAUCGCUCCUUCCAUUGCCUCGAGCAAGUCGGAAGCCACGCGGCAUGCCCUUGCGUACAGUCGCUUCGGGGAGCUGGUCCUGACUUCCGACUCGUUGAUUCCCAACAUGCAGAAAGUGGUCCGCAGCGUGUACGAUGAGCUCGGCCGGCCCGUGUCCGGGACGGCUGGCGAAAUAUACGGCAACACGGCGAGGCACCUCUUCCAAUCGUACUUCUCGGUCCGCGACCGCGACCUGAAGGCGAUGACGCAGCGUGACGUCGAUGAGUUUAAAAGGGAAUUGAAAGAGCUGUCCAUGGAAACGGCGUCGAGGAACCUGGUCAAGCAGACGUUUGAGAAGGCCUUCAACGAGACGAACCUCUUCGCAAGGGUUUUUGGUAUAGAGCUUCAGUGGAGUUCCGAUCCCGAAUCGGUCUAUGCUUUGCUGAAGUCGUAUCAAAGAUCUCUUGCCAACCCGACCAACUUGGUUCCACUCGCGAAUACCUUACAGGCGACUAUGCAAGCGAGCAGUCUGCCGGCGAUUUGUAACGUAGUGGCAUGGCUCAUGAACGAGUACCUGGCUCUCGACUACGAGGACGAGGAAUCUCCUUUCGCCAAGCAGUGCCGGGAGCUUAGUGCCAGGUUGCUGACUGAACACCUCUGGGUGUUUACGGACAAUGCGUUCGAAGCCGAGGUGUCCAAGACCAUUUCUAAGGCCAUGGUCAAGGAUGAGGAGCUGAAAAUCGGCCCCGUCGUCGAUGGCGUCUCGUCAUCGAAUGCCUAUCCUGCUGUGAAGAAAGCCCUGGAACUGCUCGUCAUGUAUGACCAAACGAUGCCUAAGGAGCGAAGUCAGACGAAUAGCCAGGUCAUCUUCAAGAUUGUCCGGGAGACAAUCAACGUCCUGCAGCGGGCCGAAUCACGCCUCAAGUCACUCAAGUCGAGCACCGACCCGGACAUUUUCAUGGUCAAGAACCUCCUCAUCAUCAAGAACGAGCUCCUGUCGCUUGAGAUUGGCGACAUACGGGGCGAAGACGGCGGGUACGCCGGCAUGCAGCAUUUCAACCGCAUCUGGGAGACGCUCAGCCCGCAAAACUGGGCCAGUUUUUUCGGCAACAUCAUUGGCGGCGUGGGGUCGAGCUUCUGGUCGUCGUCGUCGUCGCCGUCCACCUCCUCGGCCGCGGCGGGAGGGGGCAAUAAGGUAACGGCCAAGACGCUGACGGUGGAGGAUAUGAACCACCAGCUGGAUGAGCUGCUGCGGCAGUCCAUUGUGGGGUUCACGCAGCGAUGGGGCAGGCUGAUGAACGACGCGAAGGCGAGGAAGGCGGGCGUGAAACCCAUCGGCAAGGUGGAGCGCCAACUCGAAGAGCUGUUGCAGAAGGCGUUUAGUAAUCAGCCCGAAGUCAUUGCGAAACUGAACGAGGCGAUUCAGAUGAGCGCCGAGGCCCAGGCCAAGGCGGCUGGUGAGAAGAAGGGCGUGAGGCAGUAUUAG